AUUAAUGCAGCACAUAAUUUCACCAAUUGCAAGGAGGAAGCAGAAGAUGAUGACACUUAUGUGCUUAUGUUAGGUUCAGAGACUCAAACAGCCACGACCAAGCAGAACCCAGCAGAUCAAUAUGGAAUUGGAUCAAGAUGCCAACAAGAAGCUGAGGUGGAUGAGGGAAAGAAAGAUGAUGUAGAAGACAGCAGAGAGGAGACAGAACAUGAAGAUCAAGAAAAGGAAGAUUCAUACAGCUUUCACAGCAGUCCUGACAAUUUAUAUGCCAGCAUACCUGGUGAUCUCAAAGAGAACAGAAGAGAUUUCUUUUUCUGUAAGAGGCCACCCCCUCCUCCUCCUCGAAAUCUGCCUGGCAUCCUAAGACAGGACAAUCUGCACAAUUUAUCACAAGAGAGGGAUUUUGUGGAGGACAGAAGUGAAAGAGAACAUGGUGAUGGACUCAUACCAGCAUGCUGCAGAGAAGACAAAGAUACGUGCAAGGGAGACAGCGAGGAGGAACACCCAUACACUAUUGUGAAAGUGGAUGACUCUGUGUACGAUUUCGUACUGGCUGAGGAGGAGGAGAAGGAAAGGAGAGAACGCAGGUCUUUCAUCGUCAACAGACCGCCAGCCCCUGCCCCUCGUCCCAUAUGUUCGCCGGUCAGAGAGGAGAACACUCCCUAUAUAGUGCAAGUGUUUCAGCAAAAGGCCACUCAAGUGCCCAGUGACAACGACAGGACGUACUGCGAUGCCAGGAAGCUCGCACACAGAGGCCACGCUGACACAGUAGCCGACAGCACUGUGAAACACAACAUCCCUGCUGGACAGGAAGAACUCAUCCGCUUGCAGGAACAGGUGAAAAAGGGAGCAAUUUCUGUGGAUGAAGCCCUUGACAGAUUUAAACAGUGGCAGAAUGAAAAACAGAGGCUACAGUCCACUCAACAGGAAAAAGUGCACCACCUUAGAGACACCGCUGUUGGAAACAGACUAGAAAAGGAAAACCUGAAUGGCAAGGCAAAGCUCAUGAUGAUGUGA
Molecule: messenger RNA, 1017 nt
Organism: Cariama cristata (Red-legged seriema)
Lineage: Eukaryota; Metazoa; Chordata; Aves; Cariamiformes; Cariamidae
Gene: BANK1
Product: B-cell scaffold protein with ankyrin repeats 1
Exons: 7
Biological process (GO): negative regulation of phosphatidylinositol 3-kinase/protein kinase B signal transduction; negative regulation of B cell activation; B cell activation
Molecular function (GO): signaling receptor binding; protein tyrosine kinase binding
Source: RefSeq, a predicted model, not a curated record